This is a messenger RNA of Metarhizium album ARSEF 1941, 1371 nucleotides long. Its product is annotated as copper-sensing transcription factor. The record is from RefSeq and is a predicted model, not a curated record. NCBI's taxonomy places the organism in Eukaryota, Fungi, Ascomycota, Sordariomycetes, Hypocreales, Clavicipitaceae. The coding region runs from base 1 to 1371 and encodes 456 amino acids. The transcript has a single exon.
AUGUCGAGCAGCACCAGCGGCGCGACGACGCCCCCGAGCCCGUCCAAGUUUGGGAGCGCCGGUUUUCGAGUUCAAAAGCAGGGCGCAAAGGCAGGCUUGAGCAGGAAACAGUCUGUUGAUAUCGCUGGACUUCAGAGGAUGGAUGCCAGCCAACUCAACGUCUUGCCGUCUUACAACAGAGUAAACCAGCCUCAAAUGAGCCCCCCCGAUGGGUUUUCGACCACCACGUCCGAAGCGCCGCUUUACGGCUCCAUGAACACGACGCCAAGUGAAGGUUCGUAUCCGACAGAGGCCGCCAUGUUCCCCAUGUUUCCGUACGCCAUGGGACCUCCUAUGAUGCCACCCGGUCCCCUGACAGUUCCUGCUGCUGGUCACAAUGGAGCUUCUGCAGAUGGUUCUGUGAAGCCAGAAGCAGAGGCACCAAAAGGCUGCUGUGGAGGGAGCGGUGGUGUCGAAAGUCUGGGUGACGGCGUCUCGGUGCCUGCGCAACCCGCCCCUGCGCCCAGCACCAACGACAAUGGUGGUCACAAGCCGGGACCGAAGAGCUGCUGUUCGUCCACACCAGCCUCAUCUAGUCGGGAAAAGAAGCCAGGAGGCUUCAUGCCGCCGCCUGGCGUACCAUUCGCACCAAACGGGAUUUUAAUCCCGCCGUUUCAACAUCCCAUGGCCAUGGGGAAUGGUAUGUAUACCUUUUAUACCCAACCAAACAUAUUCAACUAUCCUCCGCAUUAUGGGUCUUAUUUGCAACCUCUUCAACCUGAGCAGUGGAGGCAGCUAAUGGCUGCCAUGGCUUUCCAGCAUGGAGGUAGCCAGGCGUUUGGCAUGACGGGACCUGUGCCAAUGCAACAACCGCCACCCACGCCUAACGGAUCAUCCUGGACGUCGCACCACUGCACGUGCGGCGACGCCUGCCAGUGUGUUGGAUGUGCGGCCCAUCCUUACAACGAUGCAACGCAAAGUUAUGUACGCUCUGCUUGGUCUUCCAUGAUGGACGAGGCACAAGAACCGCAUGCCCACACAGAAAGCAGCGGAGCUCACCCGAACGGCCAGAGUAACGGCGUCAACGGGGCGAGCGGACAGGCGGAGGAGUCGACCAAGACAGCUAUGAAUGGAACUACAACCCCAAGCAUGGCAAAUGGAGAGGGAACCUGGUCGCCUACUGCUCCUCAAACACCAUCCGAUGCGGCUUCCGGCCUGAGCGAGGAGCAGACUCUAUCAGCUAGCGACUUUUUCUUCGUCAGCUACCCCUUUGGCGACACCUGCGCGGGAGAAACAUCUAGUUGUCCCUGUGGUGACGACUGUCAGUGCAUCGGUUGCACGAUCCACAGCAACACUAAUGCGGCGCGAAGCCCUGACGAUGCUGCAGCGUAA